Molecule: messenger RNA, 1127 nt
Organism: Notechis scutatus (mainland tiger snake)
Lineage: Eukaryota; Metazoa; Chordata; Lepidosauria; Squamata; Elapidae
Source: RefSeq, a predicted model, not a curated record
CCUCCCAGGUGGUACAAGCUCCACUCCAAGCCGGGCAAGAAGGAGAAGGAGCGGGGCGAGAUCCAGCUGAGCCUGCAGUUCACGCGCCACAGCCUGACGGCCAGCAUGUUCGACCUGUCGGUCAAGGAGAAGCCACGCUCUCCCUUCCGGCGGCUGAGGGACAAGAUGAAGGGGAAGCACAGCUACGACCUGGACUCCUCUUCCGCCAUCGUGCCCAGCAGCACUGGGGCCCUGGACGACGACUUCCGCCUGGGGGCCCCCAAGGACAAGGGCCGGGGGAGCUUCUUCUUCAAGGGCCAGCUGCGCCGCUCCUCCCUGACCCGCUCCAGCACCUCCCUGGGCUCCGCCAGCACCCUCUCCUCCGCCAGCAGCCUGGCGGCCCUGGGCAGCGCCGAGGGGGGGGCACCCUCACCCAGCCGGCACAGCAGCCUCUCCACUGACCCUGCCGGAAGAGACUUUCUGCCCUCCCCCCAGCUGACUCACAAGAGGGCCUUCAGCGAUGAGGUGUCCCAGAUCAACCUGCUGCCAGAAGCCAUCCAGGGCCUGAAGACCCCAAAGGACCCCUCCUCGGGGUCCUCACUCUGCAUCAAUGGGAGCCACAUUUACUGCGAGGAGCCCUCCCCCAAACCCUCCUUCCUCUCGACGGCCACCCUCCCUCCCGCCCUGAGCGAUCCUAGCAAGCGGGACCGGAGGGGCUCGGGGGCCGGACUGCCUGCUGUCGAACCGGACCUGCCGCCCUGGCCUGCCAGCGGUCUCCAGAAAGGACCCCCGAAAGACCUGCCCCGGUUCAUCCCCUCGCCCCCCAUUUUGGCGGCCCAGGAGGAAGACAAGCUCUCCGUCAAGACCAUCGCCCUGAACAAGCAGCGGGUCCGAGCCAGACGGGAGGAGGAGGAGGGGCUGCAGGCUGAGAGCAAGCCCGUCCCCAUGGCCGCCCCGCUGGCUUUCCCCUCGGAGGUCCGGAGGGUCAGGCCUCAGGACGAGAGGGACCAUCGCGGGAGCCUCAAGGGCCACGGCCAGAGCCCCGAGCCGACUCUGGGGGCCACGCCUGGAGGGAAAGAGGAGGCUUGGAGUGGUGGCAGCAGCCGGAUCAGUCUGGGAGACCCCAGGGAGCCAGCUCGAAAGCCCAG